Messenger RNA from Metopolophium dirhodum (rose-grain aphid), 8056 nucleotides. Its product is annotated as trehalase-like. Bases 830 to 2809 code for a protein of 659 amino acids. Gene Ontology annotation, molecular function: alpha,alpha-trehalase activity. NCBI's taxonomy places the organism in Eukaryota, Metazoa, Arthropoda, Insecta, Hemiptera, Aphididae. The record is from RefSeq and is a predicted model, not a curated record. Gene Ontology annotation, biological process: trehalose catabolic process. The transcript is spliced from 8 exons.
GUGGCGGUGGACUCGGCUGUCAGUGCCGAUUCUGUGGAGUGUCUGCGCCAACCGAAAAAAAAGCACAGGUCCACACACGCAGACGAGAAAUACGAAUUAUAAAAAAAAAAUUCAAUAAAAUCAUUCACACACCGAAAAUAUUUUUUGCGAGAGUGUCGUCGAGUGGUUGACGACGACGACGACGACAACGACGACUAGCCACUACGCUACAUCACAUUACUGCGACGACGACAACGACGACGCCGCCGAGAUCGUGUCCCUGUGCGCGCGGGUGUCAGAAAAUUGAAUAAUAAUAAUAAUAUAAAUUAUUGUUAUUUAUUUUUUUUACUCUCCGUUUGUGUGUGAUUUCUGUGCGUGUUUCCGAAGUGUGGUGUCGUGUGCGUACGUUGUUUCUCAACCCGUUUCGGUGGCCGCGGACGACCGCAGCAGACGGACGCACGAGUAUCGAGCAUUUUUAAUAAUAUUGUCGUUUCAUUGUAUUUAAUUUUAUAGUAAUUUUUUUUUUGUUUUUUGAAAUACAUACGCGCGUUUAUGUGUAUAUUUAUAAAUAGACACAUAUAUUUUUAUACCACGUAUGAGUUCAUCGUAUACAUAGAUUAAAUUCGUCGUGUACCUGCACUACCUAUAUAUCAAGUCACGAUCGGACGAAAAAAUACCAUACCGCAGAGAAGAUAUCCCAAUUAUAUAUAAUAGACUCGAAUACAGCCACUGAGCCACCGGCGCGUUAGCAAACUGAAGACACUAGUCAACACUACUGGAACGAUAGGUGGCAAAUCAGCUGCAGCGUCAAAGAUUGUUACAAGGAAUUAUUGAGAAAACAACUAAUAAAAUGCCUCAACGUGCGGGCGUACUUACAAAUUCUGUUAUGAUAACUUUAAUCCUACUGAUCAGUUCCUUGUGUGGAUGUUGGAGUUCUGAUGCGGAUCAACAUGUUUCUUCGUCUCCCACAUGUGACAGUAAUAUUUACUGUUAUGGACCAUUGCUGCAUGCGAUUCAAAUGUCUAGCAUAUUCCCAGAUUCGAAAACGUUUGUUGACAUGAAAAUGAAAUUUUCACCUAAUGAGACCAUGACCAUAUUCUUGGAAAUGAUGAAAAAAACGGGACAAAGGCCAUCAAAAUUAGAACUUGAAGUUUUCCUGAACGAAACAUUCGAGAAGGAAGGCAGCGAAUUCGAAAUUUGGGAUCCCUCCGAUUGGAAGCCAGAGCCCAAAUUUAUUGGUGAUAUUAAAGACCCAAAUUUCCAAGAAUGGGCUAGAGGCUUACACUUAUUAUGGAAACUUCUCGGAAAAAAAAUCAAAGAUGACGUACGUUUACAUCCUGACCAUUAUUCAAUUAUCUAUGUUCCGUAUCCGGUAAUUGUACCCGGUGGUCGAUUCCGUGAAUUUUACUAUUGGGAUUCUUACUGGAUAAUUAGAGGUCUGCUACUAUCUGAGAUGUAUACUACAGUAAAAGGAAUGCUUAGCAACUUUUUGUCGAUUAUUAACACCUAUGGUCAUAUUCCAAACGGGGGAAGAGUUUAUUACGCCAUGCGGUCUCAACCCCCCAUGCUGGUACCAAUGAUGAAAAGUUAUAUCGAGGCUACCAAUGACACGACUUUCCUAAAAGAAAAUGUCGAUAUACUAGAAAAAGAAUUCAGCUAUUGGAUGUUAAAUCAUACAGUGGAUAUAGAAAAGGAUGGAAAAGUAUACACAUUGGCCAGAUAUAAGGAUUCGUCAACAGGACCUAGACCCGAAUCAUACAGGGAAGAUAUCAUGAGCGCACAAACACUGAAGACCGAUAACGAUAAAGAAAACUACUAUUCUGAGCUAAAGGCCGCUGCGGAAUCUGGGUGGGAUUUUUCCAGUAGAUGGUUUAUACUAAAUGGAACAAAUAAAGGAAACCUGACCAACCUGAAAACACGAUUCAUCAUACCGGUGGACUUGAACGCUCUGGUGUAUUGGAAUGCUAAGAUAUUGAGUGAUUUCUACCGGGAGCUGAAUGUGUCCGACAAGGCACUGAAGUACGAAAACAUCGCCAACAAAUGGAUAGAAGCAGUGACGGCGGUCCUGUGGCACGAGGAAGUAGGCGCGUGGCUAGACUAUGACAUGCUGAACGAAAUCAAGCGUGAUUACUUUUACCCAACCAAUAUAUCACCGCUAUGGACCGGCUGUUAUGACCCGAAGAAGACCGAUGACUUUGUGUCCCGAACACUUAAGUACUUGGAAAAGACACAAAUAAUGAACAACCUGGGUGGCAUACCAACCACCCUGGAGCACUCCGGUGAACAGUGGGACUACCCGAACGCGUGGCCCCCGCUCCAGUACAUAAUGGUCAUGUCACUCGACAGCUCGGGCGAUAACUGGGCCCAGGACUUGGCGUUCGAGAUAGCUGAACGAUGGAUGAGGUCCAACUACAAAGCGUACAACGAGACCAACGCCAUGUAUGAAAAAUACGAUGCGACCGUACCCGGAGGUCAUGGCAGUGGAGGUGAAUACGAGGUGCAGCUAGGUUUCGGCUGGACCAACGGAAUAAUCUUGGAGUUCCUGCAGAAGUACGGAUCCAGGGUCACGGCCGAGGAUAAGUUCGUUGAGGCGCCGCAGACUAGCGCCAACAUAGACUCCAGCAGAAGCAGCACUGACUACAACACCAAGACCGUGUCUUCGGCGACGCAAGUCAUGACUGCUACGCUUGCGAUACUGGCCACGAUAUCGGCCGGAUGCAUAGGGUUCGCCGUGUACAAGAAGCGGUACCAGCUUUACGCGUCCGACCGAGCCCUGUGCAAGAAAAUGUGCGGCGGCUACACGGAGCUCAAAGACCUGACGAGCGACUAAAAACGCUGACGACCUACCACACCGUCCGUCGUCCGUUCUUCGUCUAUUCACUGCAGCCACUCCUCGACGGAGUCGUCAGGCGCCUGCCCGCCUCCAUAAUAAUAUAAUAUUAUAUAAUAUGAUAUUAUCGUCCCCGUCCUCCGUCAACCCCGUACGCCACGUACCCACUUCGCCGCUACCCAUCCCCCAAAUACACCCUGUAUACAAAAUGAUCCAAAUAUCACAGACCACUUGUGGCAGGCUCCAGGAUGCAGGUUGCGAUGAUAUUAUUGUAUUAUUAUAAUACAACCACGUACCUAUGUUAAUUACAGUACGCCGUAGUAUUUGGCGUCCGGUCGACGUAUUUUUGAUGUUGUUAUAUUAUUAUUAUUAUUAGUAUUAAUAUUAUCAUUAUUAAUUUAUUAUUAGUAGUAGUGAAGUAGUAGGACUAUUAUUAACGAUAACGUUGUGUUAGAACAUACAAAAUAUAUAUUAAGGUCGACGGACACGACACGAGUCAUAUUAUAAAUGUAGAUAUGACGACGUUCGUGUAUAAUAUAAUAUAGUUUGAAAGUAUUCUCGUGGUCUGAAUGUACGAAAUAUGUUUAUCGUCGAUUUUUUUUUUAUAUUUUCAAAACGCAACGCGCACCACUUAGACUCGGACCGAUGUCGAACAUUAUUCGACAGAAUUCACCUGAAUACGAUUGCCACAAUGCCACGUGUCCGUUUCGCGUUCUGUUAUACCUCCAAUAUAACAUAAUCGCUAAUAUUAUAAUAUACGAUUGUACAUAAUAUUCGUAUAAUAUGCAUCAGAUAGGUGAAUAUUUAAGCCCACGAGGUUAGGUAUAUAUUUUUUUGAUUGCGCUUGUAUUUCAAACGUGCGAUUUGUGAUUUAUUUAAAAACGUUUAAAAAAUUUCCAGACUUGCGAUGUGAGUAUCUCACGAAUAUAACUAUUGCCUUGUAUAUAAUAUACUGAUUUGUUCGGUAAUGACGUGAGUAAAAUUUUGGAUUUUUCCGACUGUUCGUCGUUGACUCAAACCGAAAGCGACGACAGUGAACAUUCUGUCGGACAACCUGCGCUGUAAUAAUAUUAGAUAGGUCAUAGGUAUUUCGGUUUUAUUUACUAAACAUUUUCCACGCAAACGUGCGUUUUCCUAUUAUUUAUAAAAACUAUCGAGUUUAAUGUCGUUUGAAGAUUUCUUUUGUAGAAUAUAGAUCUACGUAGGUAUUAUACGACCGAUCAACAAUAAUGUUUUAUUGUUAUAGUUUAUAACACGAAAAAAAUUAAUCAUAUUCAAAUGCCUACACGUGAUUUAAUGUUGGAAAUAUAGGUAGGUAUGUGAUGUAGCCUAUUUAUAGAUCUGAUCGUUGGUGUAAUACAUUUAAAUAAAUAAAUAUAUUUAUUAUGUACAUAACUUAAAAUAGUGCAUUGUAAGGAAACAACCCCCAUUAGAUAUCCAAGUUAGUUGGACAUAAAUAUAUUAUUUUUUAUUUGAACACUCUAUUUUUCUUAUACAAUUAAUAAGAGGUUUCCGCGAACACUUUAAUUGUGAAAAUAUUAGGUAAAUCGAGUAACAAUAACGAUGAUGCUGUGUCGUAAAAUGCAAGGCUGAGCAAGUUAAUGAUUUUUAAUUAUUUUUUAAUAAUUAACUCAGUUAAGUUAAGUUAAUAUGCACCAAUAACAAAAAGUUAAAAGUUAAUUUAACUAUAGGUUAACUCAGUUAAGUUAAAAGUUAAUACACGCUUUUCGUUAACUUUUUAUUAAUUUGAAAAAAAGUUAAUUUGUUUAUACAACGCUAGCGUACUUAAUUUUUUCCAACCCAAAAUUAAAUUAUAGACUAUACUACUAUAGUGUUUAUACUUUAUACAGUAUUUUUAUAGAAGUUAGAUUCGAAUGAUAUACAUUUUUAACUUUUUAAACAACUCACGGUAAAUAUUUUUUGACAUGAAAACGAAAUAGACUAAAAUUAUGAAAUAUAAUAAAAUUAAAAACAAAAUAAAUGAACUUAACUUACUUCUUAAAAUGAAAAAUUAAUUCGUUAAUUUUAUGUUAAUUAAAAAUAAAUUUAGUAAGUUAACAGUUAAGUUAAUGAAAAGCCAAAAGUAACUAGUUAAGUUAAAAAGUUAAAAUAAAAUUAACUUUUUAUCUCGUUAAUGCCCAGCCUUGGUAACUUGAUUAAUUUUAUUACCAUUAACUACUAUCACCGCAGACGAAAUAUCGUCGUUUUCAAUAUUGGUAUGUCUCUAUUAAAUAGUUAUAAUAUAUUAUACUAUAGGUAUACCGGGAAAUGUAUACCGUGUUACCGUAAUAAUAAUAACCGUUUCGGAUUUAGCUGCAAACCGAUCAUCCAUAAGUCGUGAUUAGGCAAUUAUCUUACCAACUAAAGCAAAAAUUAUCUAGGUUAUUAUAAUUCAUUUUCUUUUGGGUAUUCUUAAUACAAUAAUAAAAAUAAUAAUAAUAAUGUAGUUCAAUAAAUUAUAUUCGUAUACAAUAUGCUUAUUUUAUCUCGAGUAGGAAUAGGUUAGGGCUGGUGGUAUUUUCGGUAUUUACCGGUAAUUACUGGUUUCUAAAAAAUACCGAUAUCCAGUAUUUUCGGUAUUUUAGAAUACCACGGUAUACCGCGAAUCGAUAAUUACCGUUGUUGCCAAAAAUACCGUAUACCUACAUUUAUUAAUCAUUGCUUUUAUAUAAUCGUAAUGACACAAUAUAAUAUUUAAUAGCCCUAUCCUAGGUUGGAAACUUGGAAACACUUAUAAACUUACCGAUGUUAUGGUAUUUUUGAUAAUUACCGAAGCACGAAUCGUACCUACGGUAUUUUCGAUAAUUACCGAAAAUACCGCAUAACCGGUAAUACCGUAAAUACCGGUAGUAAACAAAUACCAAAUACCGGAAUCAAAAUUUGAAAUACCGUCAAUCCUAGAAUAGGUAUAUAAUAUAUAUAUUAUAAUCAUUCCUAAUAGUAAAUAUAGUAAUAAUUAUAUUGAGAAAGUUAAUGAUCAAAAUAAUUUCGAUAAGCGUAAUAUAAGUAUAAAAAUAUUUACGUAUAUUUUACUUUGGCAACUAAAAUGUAUUUGUAAAGUUUACUGUUAUACAGUUUUUAUUUUUUUAAAUAUAUAUAUUUUUCAAAUAGUUUAAUAAAAAUGCACGAUUCAAUCUUUGAAAAUAUAAAAUCAAUAAUUAUAACCAAUUAAUACGUUUUUAAUAAAAAAUAUUAUUGAAAUGCGCUUCUAAUGUCAAAACUGAUCAAUUUUCUAACUAAUACGUCUGCUUUUUUAUCAAUUAGAAUUAGUAAUGAAUAGAGAUAAAUUUACAUUUCAUAUUCAAGCAUUUUAAACAAUAUAUGUUAUAGCGGUAAUCGAGUAUUCUCCAUUUCUCCUGGCGGUAGUCAAUCAUUAUUAUUGUUAAUUUUAUUAUGCUAACAAAACAAAAACAAUAUAUUAUCUGGAAGGUUGGAAAUAUUCGUGUGCUCUAGCUGCCCCAAAACGGUUUGAUAAGAUUUGUAAGGGCCGAACAGGCCCAACUGUCCAAGCUAGGCCACCGUAUAAUACUCAAUAGAAAAUAAGUUAUAGUUAUCCAUAAAGUGUAUUGAAUUACGAAGCUAAUUCAAUUACUAAUAUUUUCUAUGUUUCUCUAUGUUUAUAUAGCUCUAUCUUUAACAUAGACCACACUAUAAUAUUAUUAUUAUUAACAUUUAUUAAAGACUUAUAUGGCGUAUAUCUAAUAUAAUUGAUUGGAAAUUAAAAAUAUCUAUGGUUUCCCAUGUCCCAUCAUAACGAUCCAGUGGGUAGGGACACUAUGAUAUUAAAUUAAUUUCCGCUGUCCUUCAGGUCAUAUAUAGGUUAUUAAUUGUACUAAAAAAAUAGGCCGGUAAAAAUGUUUGUUGCCCAAGACUUGAAACGCCUAUAGUCGUUUGUAAAAUGUAAGACAGGCAAAUAAAAACUGUGCUGAAAUGUACACCUUACCACCCCCAAAUGGAGCCCUUGUUUGACCCCCCCCCCCCCUGUAAUAGAAUAAAUAAGUGUUGACAAGGGGGACUAUUUUAAUCCCCACUCUUAAAUACUAUAAAAGCAGCUAAAGUUCGAAAGUUAACAUUAGUCUACAUUAUAACUUUAAAGCCCACAUCCGCCAUUGUUAGGCUAUUCAACAGUAUUUUAAUGUUUGAAAAUUGUAUGAAACUAUGUAUAUCUACACAAAAAUCAUAAUAUACUCGGACGCAUAUAUAGCGAAUGUUUACUAUCUAAAAUAUAAUAAUAGUCGCGUGAGUACGUGACUGUAAUAACUGCAAUUAUCGCGUAGGCACAAAAAACAUGUUUAUAUAUUAUUACCUAUUAUAAUAAACAGAAUUUAACUAUAAUAAUAUACCUAUAUCACGUGCUCGACCACGGUAGGACAUUUCGAAGUUAUUAUUUUUACUCUAAUCUUAUAUUCUCUCAGAAAUAUAUCGUACACAAUAUAAACUAUAAAACAUAUAUAUAUAUAUACAUUUAUAUGGUAUAUUUUUUGUUUGUAAUAAUGCGCUUUACAAAUUAUUUUGAUACAUAAAAUAUUGUGUAUUACUGUUGUAGCUGUAUAACUUUUUUUCGUAAGACAAUCUUUUUACAUUGCAUGUACAUACCUAUAGUUAAUACUAUAAUGGUUAUGAUUAUAAUAUAUUAUUAUUAUAGCUGUGACGUUUGCGAAUUUUUUCUCUUUUCCUUAAAUUCUUACGAUAGGUAUAUUACGACUGAUAGAUAAUUAGGACCGCAUAUAUACCUGUAUAUAGGGUAUAUAAUAUUAGGAACCGCGCUGUUUCUUGUAAAUUGUAAUAAUAUAAUAUUAUAUUUUUAACACGUGAUUUUGUGAAUCGUUACCUAUAACGUGAUGACCCGAUGACCGUAUCGGCAGUACUUUAUUGUGUAUAAAUGUAUAAUGUCAAUUGCGUGUUUGUAUAGAUACAGAAACGUGUGCUAUAUAAUUAUAUUAUGCACAUAUAUUGUUAAUUUGUUUUGUUGAUUUUUGUAAGGUUCUCGAGUGCAAUGAUGUAAUGUGUUGUCUACCCUCUCGAUAUGUAAUCGGCCGGCCGAGUCUUUAGAAAAAAUUUAAUGUAUUCCUAAAAUAUAUAAUAUUAAUUGUGUUGACAAACGCCGUGACGGGUAGGCCAACAGUGUUAUUACUUAUUAUUAUUAUUACGAUUUAUAUAUAGUAUUAUAAUUACUAUUAUUAUAAGCCGGUGUACCUCACCGUAAGUCUAGUGGCUGUUUAUAAAAAUAAAGUUUAAAAAAUUUAA